AUGCCGAAGCCCGUUGCCCAAGUGGGCGAGGACCCCGAUCCGACCCCAUACUUGUUCGUCUCUCUGGAACAGAAACGUAUCGACCAGAGCAAGCCGUACGAUGGCAAAAAGGCAUGCUGGGUGCCUGAUGAAAAGGAGGGCUUCCUUCAGGGCGAAAUCAAGGCUACCAAGGGUGAACUGGUGACCGUCAUCCUUCCGGGUGGCGAGACCAAAGACUUCAAGAAAGAUCUUGUUGCUCAAGUCAACCCACCUAAGUACGAGAAAUGCGAGGAUAUGUCCAACUUGACAUACCUCAACGACGCUUCUGUUUUGUAUAACUUGAAGCAGAGAUAUUACCACCAACUUAUUUACACGUACUCGGGUCUCUUCUGUGUCGCCAUCAACCCUUACAAGAGAUUCCCCGUGUACACGACAAGAUGUGCCAGGCUUUACCGUGGAAAGCGCCGUUCGGAAGUGCCACCCCACAUCUUCGCCAUCUCCGACGGUGCCUACGUCAACAUGUUGACCAACCACGAGAAUCAAUCUAUGUUGAUUACCGGUGAGUCUGGUGCCGGAAAGACUGAGAACACGAAGAAGGUAAUUGCGUAUUUCGCCACCGUCGGUGCUUCUCAAAAGAAGGACCCAUCCCAGGAGAAGAAGGGAUCUCUGGAAGACCAGGUCGUCCAGACUAACCCUGUGCUUGAAGCCUUUGGUAACGCCAAGACCGUCCGUAACGACAACUCUUCUCGUUUCGGUAAAUUCAUCCGUAUCCACUUCGGGCCAUCUGGUAAACUGGCUGGAGCUGAUAUCGAAACUUAUCUGCUUGAGAAGGCCCGUGUCAUCUCCCAGCAGACUCUUGAACGUUCUUACCACAUCUUCUACCAGAUGAUGUCUGGCUCCGUACCUGGACUUAAGGAGAUGUGUUUGCUGUCAAACGACAUCUAUGACUAUUACAUCGUAUCACAAGGAAAAACUACCAUCCCCAACGUAGACGAUGGCGAGGAAUGUACUUUAACUGACGGCAAGACCUCUAUUCCUGGUGUCGACGAUGGCGAGGAAAUGAGGCUUACCGAUCAAGCUUUCGACAUCCUGGGUUUCACCCAGGAGGAGAAGGACAACGUAUACAAGAUCACCGCCGCUGUCAUGCACAUGGGUUGCAUGAAGUUCAAGCAGAGGGGUCGCGAGGAACAGGCUGAAGCUGACGGUACCGAUGAUGGUAUUAAAGUUGCUACUCUCCUCGGUGUGGAUGUAGCAGACUUAUACAAGAACUUGCUCAAGCCCCGCAUCAAGGUCGGAAACGAGUUUGUCACUCAGGGUCGUAACAAGGACCAGGUUACCAACUCCGUCGGUGCUCUUUGCAAGGGUAUGUUCGAUCGUCUCUUCAAAUGGCUGGUCAAGAAGUGUAACGAGACUCUCGACACCAAACAAAAGAGGCAACAUUUCAUUGGUGUACUGGAUAUCGCUGGUUUCGAAAUCUUCGACUUCAACGGUUUCGAGCAACUCUGCAUUAACUUCACCAAUGAAAAGCUGCAGCAGUUCUUUAACCACCACAUGUUUGUACUCGAACAAGAGGAGUACAAGAGGGAAGGCAUUAAUUGGGCCUUCAUCGAUUUCGGGAUGGACUUGCUUGCUUGUAUCGAUCUGAUCGAGAAGCCUAUGGGUAUCCUCUCCAUUCUUGAGGAAGAGUCUAUGUUCCCCAAAGCCACCGAUCUAACCUUCGUUGAGAAGUUGAACAACAACCACUUGGGCAAGUCUGCCCCGUACCUGAAGCCUAAACCUCCCAAGCCAGGUUGCCAAGCCGCUCACUUCGCUAUUGGUCACUACGCCGGUAAUGUCGGUUAUAACAUUACUGGAUGGCUUGAGAAGAACAAGGACCCUCUUAACGACACUGUCGUUGAUCAGUUCAAGAAGGGACAGAACAAACUCUUGAUUGAAAUCUUUGCUGACCAUCCUGGUCAGUCUGGUGAUGCUAGCGGUGGUGGCGGUGGCAAGGGUGGCAAGCGCGCUAAGGGUUCUGCCUUCCAGACUGUAUCAUCACUCUACAGGUUGCUUGUCAAUGUGCGUCCAAUAGGUGGCCGCGGUAAGAAGGGAGGUGGUUUCGCCACUGUGUCUUCCGCUUACAAGGAACAACUUAACAACUUGAUGACAACGCUGAGGUCUACCCAACCUCACUUCGUGCGUUGUAUUAUCCCCAACGAGUUGAAACAGCCUGGUCUUAUCGACUCUCACCUUGUAAUGCACCAGCUGACCUGUAACGGUGUGCUUGAAGGCAUCCGUAUUUGCCGUAAAGGUUUCCCCAACAGGAUGGUCUACCCUGACUUCAAGCUCCGUUACAUGAUUCUUGCGCCCGCCACCAUGACUGCUGAAAAAGAUCCUAAAGAGGCGGCUAGGAAGUGUUUGGAGGAAGUGGGUCUUGAUCCCGAAAGCUAUCGUAUUGGCCACACAAAGGUAUUCUUCCGCGCCGGUGUCCUGGGUCAGAUGGAAGAGUUGCGUGACGACAGAUUGUCGAAGAUUGUCUCCUGGCUCCAGGCUUACAUCCGUGGUUACCUGUCCCGUAAGGACUACAAGAAGCUGCAGGAACAGAGGUUGGCUCUCCAAGUUGUCCAGCGCAACUUGCGCAAGUACCUGCAACUUCGCACCUGGCCCUGGUGGAAACUGUGGCAGAAGGUCAAGCCUCUCCUCAACGUCACUCGUAUCGAGGAUGAGAUUGCUGCUCUCACUGAGAAGGCACAAAAAGCUCAGGAGGCUUUCGAGAAGGAAGAGAAGCUCCGCAAAGAAGUUGAAAGCCUUAACGCCAAAUUGCUCGAAGAGAAGCAGGCUCUGCUUUCUUCCAUCGAAGGCAAGGAGGGCAACCUCUCCGAGAUCCAGGAACGCGCUGCAAAACUCAAUGCCCAGAAGGCUGAUCUCGAGAUCCAGCUUAGGGACACCCAGGACCGCCUUACUCAGGAGGAAGAUGCCCGUAACCAACUCUUCCAGGCUAAGAAGAAGUUGGAACAGGAAGUCUCUGGACUGAAGAAGGAUGUUGAGGACUUGGAACUUUCUGUCCAGAAAUCCGAACAGGAUAAGGCUACCAAGGACCACCAGAUCCGCAACUUGAACGACGAGAUCGCCCACCAGGACGAGCUCAUCAACAAGUUGAACAAGGAAAAGAAACUCCAGGGUGAAUCUAACCAGAAGACCUCUGAAGAACUCCAGGCCGCUGAGGACAAGGUCAACCACCUCAACAAGGUUAAGCAGAAGUUGGAGCAGACCCUUGACGAGCUCGAGGACUCUCUUGAGCGCGAGAAGAAACUUCGCGCUGAUGUUGAGAAGAACAGGAGGAAGGUUGAGGGAGACCUCAAGCUUACUCAAGAGGCCGUCUCUGACCUCGAGAGGAACAAAAAGGAGCUUGAACAGACCAUCCAGCGCAAAGACAAGGAAAUCUCAUCCCUCACUGCCAAACUUGAGGAUGAGCAAUCUCUUGUCAGCAAACUGCAGAAACAGAUCAAGGAACUGCAAGGACGCAUUGAGGAGCUCGAGGAGGAAGUUGAAUCUGAACGCCAGGCUCGCGCUAAGGCUGAGAAGCAGCGUGCUGACCUUGCUCGCGAACUCGAAGAGUUGGGUGAACGUCUGGAAGAGGCUGGCGGUGCUACCUCUGCCCAGAUUGAGCUCAACAAGAAGCGUGAGGCUGAGCUCAGCAAGCUCCGCCGUGACCUGGAGGAAGCCAACAUCCAGCACGAGUCUACCCUCGCCAACCUGCGCAAGAAGCACAACGAUGCCGUUUCCGAAAUGGGUGAGCAGCUCGACCAGCUCAACAAGCUCAAGGCCAAGGCUGAGAAAGAACGCUCUCAGUACUUUAGCGAAGUCAAUGACCUUCGUGCAGGUGUCGACCACUUGUCCAACGAAAAGGCUGCUCAAGAGAAGAUUGUUAAGCAACUGCAACACCAACUCAACGAAGUUCAGAGUAAGGCUGAUGAGGCCAACAGGACCCUCAAUGACCUGGAUGCCGCUAAGAAGAAGCUGUCUAUUGAGAACUCCGACCUCCUUCGCCAGUUGGAAGAGGCCGAGUCCCAGGUGUCUCAGCUCUCCAAGAUCAAGGUGUCCCUUACCACUCAGUUGGAGGACACCAAGAGGCUCGCUGACGAGGAAGCCAGGGAACGCGCUACCCUCCUUGGCAAGUUCCGCAACUUGGAGCAUGACCUCGAUAACAUCCGCGAACAGGUCGAAGAGGAAGCCGAGGGCAAGGCUGAUCUGCAGCGCCAACUGUCCAAGGCCAACGCCGAGUCCCAGCUCUGGCGUUCCAAGUACGAAUCCGAGGGUGUUGCCCGCUCCGAGGAACUCGAGGAGGCCAAGCGCAAGCUCCAGGCUCGCCUUGCAGAGGCCGAGGAAACCAUUGAGUCCCUCAACCAGAAGGUUGUUGCACUUGAGAAGACCAAACAGCGUCUCGCCACUGAGGUUGAGGACCUGCAACUUGAGGUCGACCGUGCUACUGCCAUCGCCAACGCUGCUGAGAAGAAGCAGAAGGCCUUCGACAAGAUUAUUGGAGAAUGGAAACUCAAGGUCGACGACCUCGCCGCCGAGCUUGAUGCCAGCCAGAAGGAAUGCCGCAACUACUCUACCGAACUCUUCCGUCUCAAGGGUGCCUACGAAGAAGGCCAGGAGCAGCUUGAGGCUGUGCGCCGUGAGAACAAGAACCUCGCCGACGAAGUCAAGGACUUGCUUGACCAGAUCGGUGAAGGUGGCCGCAACAUCCACGAGAUUGAGAAGGCAAGGAAGCGCCUUGAAGCUGAGAAGGAUGAGCUCCAGGCCGCCCUUGAGGAGGCUGAAUCCGCUCUUGAACAAGAGGAGAACAAGGUCCUGCGUGCGCAACUUGAGCUGUCUCAGGUCAGACAGGAGAUCGACAGGCGUAUCCAGGAGAAGGAGGAAGAAUUCGAGAACACUCGCAAGAACCACCAGCGUGCCCUCGACUCCAUGCAGGCUUCCCUCGAAGCUGAGGCUAAGGGCAAGGCUGAGGCCCUGCGCAUGAAGAAGAAGCUUGAAGCUGACAUUAACGAACUGGAAAUUGCCCUCGACCACGCCAACAAGGCUAACGCUGAGGCCCAGAAGAACAUUAAGCGCUACCAGGCCCAGAUCAAGGACCUCCAGACCGCCCUUGAGGAGGAACAGCGCGCCCGCGAUGAUGCACGUGAACAGCUUGGCAUCUCUGAGCGCCGCGCUAAUGCUCUCCAGAACGAACUUGAGGAGUCGCGUACUCUGCUUGAACAGGCUGACCGCGCCCGCCGUCAAGCUGAACAGGAACUCGGUGACGCUCACGAACAGCUUAACGAGCUGUCCGCCCAGAGCGCCUCCCUGUCUGCUGCCAAGAGGAAACUCGAGUCUGAGCUGCAGACCCUCCACUCCGACCUCGAUGAACUCCUCAAUGAGGCUAAGAACUCUGAAGAGAAGGCCAAGAAGGCUAUGGUUGACGCUGCACGUUUGGCUGACGAGCUCCGCUCUGAACAGGAGCAUGCUCAGACCCAGGAGAAACUACGCAAAGCCCUUGAACAACAGAUCAAGGAACUACAAGUCAGGCUGGACGAGGCCGAGGCUAACGCACUCAAAGGAGGCAAAAAGGCUAUUCAGAAGCUCGAACAGAGAGUUAGGGAGCUCGAGAACGAACUUGACGGUGAACAGAGAAGGCACGCUGAUGCCCAGAAGAACCUCCGCAAAUCAGAGAGGCGUAUCAAGGAGCUCACCUUCCAGGCUGAGGAGGACCGCAAGAACCACGAACGUAUGCAGGACCUGGUUGACAAACUGCAACAGAAGAUCAAGACCUACAAGAGGCAGAUCGAGGAGGCGGAAGAAAUUGCCGCCCUCAACUUGGCUAAGUUCCGCAAGGCACAGCAGGAGUUGGAGGAGGCUGAAGAAAGAGCAGACCUUGCCGAGCAGGCCAUCAGCAAAUUCCGUGGCAAAGGACGUGCGGGUUCCGCCGCGAGAGGAGUCAGUCCGGCGCCCCAGCGCCCGCGUCCCACCUUCGCUGACGGCUUCGGCACCUUCCCACCAAGGUUCGACCUGGCGCCUGAAGAUUUCUAA
Messenger RNA from Arctia plantaginis, 6030 nucleotides. The record is from the annotation of a GenBank genome assembly. NCBI's taxonomy places the organism in Eukaryota, Metazoa, Arthropoda, Insecta, Lepidoptera, Erebidae.